UAGGAAACCGAAAGAGCUAUUCGAUAUCAGUUUAGCACAAGGCGCAAAUACAGUUAGUAUCAAGAUUCGUCAAUCAACUAAUUUUAGCAUUUCAACAAAUUCUUUAUAAUGCAAAUCCUCUCAUGUAUCGCAUUCACCGCUGCCGCCCUUUUCGGAGUCGCAUUCGCGGACUAUAUUCCACACGGACAUGCUUCCAGUUAUGCCUCAGUUGUCCAACACACUGAUGGUCAUCAUCUUGCACCACACGGCUAUGGUAGUCACGGUCUUUAUCUGCAAGAUGCGGGACAUGGUUAUGAUCACUACGAAUCUCAUCACUAUCCCAAGUACACCUUCGACUAUGGUGUUAAGGACGCACACACCGGCGAUCAUAAGAGCCAAUGGGAGCAUCGUGAUGGUGAUCAUGUCAAGGGUGGUUAUACUCUGGGGGAAGCUGACGGUACAACACGCGUUGUAGAGUACACCGCCGACGAUCACCACGGCUUCAAUGCUGUUGUCAAGAAAAUUGGCCAUGCUCACCAUCCUCAAGCAUACCAUCAUGGUUACGACCAUGGUCAUGUCGAUAGUCACUUCUGAAGUAAAUGUUAUCACUAAAGAGUAACCUAAAUGAGGACAACCAAAGUUAUCGGAAUUCUGUUGCUAUAUUUGUUAUGUUUUUCGGAAAAGAAAUUUAAAAUAAAGAACAAAGUUAAGAAACUAUUUUAGUUUAGGUUUGUUAUAGGCUCGGGUGUAAGCUUUAAUGAAUAAUUUUAAUAAAGUAA
Bactrocera dorsalis (oriental fruit fly) is the source of this 758-nucleotide messenger RNA. Its product is annotated as cuticle protein 19-like. Gene Ontology annotation, cellular component: extracellular matrix. The record is from RefSeq and is a predicted model, not a curated record. NCBI's taxonomy places the organism in Eukaryota, Metazoa, Arthropoda, Insecta, Diptera, Tephritidae. The transcript is spliced from 2 exons. The coding region runs from base 109 to 573 and encodes 154 amino acids.